CUACUAAUUCCUUGCCAAAUUUGAAUGCACGCGGAUUAUAUAUAUUAAUACUACUAAUUCCUUGCCAACUUUGGAUACACGCCGAUUAUAUAUAUUAAUACACACACCACACACUACACAAAUACGCCUCUGCUUUAGCAGUAGUUUCCAACCAGAGGCAGGCACCUCGAGAGGCGGGUGAACAUGGAGGGCGAUAAGAAGGCGGGCGCCGUGGCAGAGAAGAAGGCGGCGGCGGCGGAUCAGAGCAAGGAGGUGGCCGCUGGUGAUGUGAGCCUGAAGGAGCUGUCCAGGAGGCUCAACGACUUCGCCAAGGAGAGGGACUGGGAGCAGUACCAUAGCCCCCGGAACCUGCUGCUCGCCAUGAUCGCUGAGGUCGGGGAGCUGUCAGAGCUGUUCAUGUGGAAAGGGGAGGUGCGCAAGGGCCUCGCGGACUGGGACGAGGCGGAGAAGGAGCACCUCGGCGAGGAGCUCUCCGACGUGCUGCUCUACCUGGUCCGCCUCUCCGACAUGUGCGGCGUCGACCUCGGCGACGCCGCCCUCAGGAAGAUCGUCAAGAACGCCGUCAAGUACCCGGCGCCGUCCAAGGAACAAGGCGCCUGAUGAUGACGAACAAUACCACCUGUGAUGCUUUCUUUGAUGCUUUUGGGAUAGCUGGUGCCUGGUAGAACCAGGCAGCGAGAUAUAUGAACUGAUUCUUGGACCCUUCACCCCCCUCCCCCCCCCUCCCCCCCCCCCCCCCCCCCUUUUUUUUUUGCGGUGCAUGCAGCAUGCUCGAAGGUUAAUAAUUGAUACAAUUAUUGCUCGGCUGAUAGCUUUUUUUUUUUGCCUUUUGAAAUGGAGUCGAUCGGAUUAUCGGAGAGCUUUUCUGUUGACCUUGUUAUGUCCAAAACCGAAUCUAGCUAUAACUGAGCAGAGCAAAACAACUGAGCUAGUGCUGCACGGAAGACGUGCCGACGAUUGCCAAUACACCCACUGCCGCUGCCUGAUGGUGAUGGGGUGCCGGAAUGGGAACUGUAGCGGCAACUCCCAGCAUUUUUUUUGUGUCAGACAAGUUCUUGUUAAGAAUAGUGGAGAGGAACAGGGCAAAGCUCGUUUCCUUGGCGGGUUUUAAGGUCUUUUUGUUCGUGGCUAAACUACGACGUUAUACUUUGUUUAAAGUUAGUUGUCAGAAUUAAAGAAUUAGCCUUAGAGCAUCUCCAAGAGACUAUUUUUUUACUCUA
Molecule: messenger RNA, 1220 nt
Organism: Zea mays
Lineage: Eukaryota; Viridiplantae; Streptophyta; Magnoliopsida; Poales; Poaceae
Source: RefSeq, a predicted model, not a curated record